CAACUUUUGUAUACAACCAUUCCGACGAUCUAUACGACUAGCUGCUCCUCGCUGCGGUAUCUUCGUGUUGCUAGUGAAUUACUCGCAUGGUGUGUUCGCCACGAAGCGCCAACGCCGAAACAGUCGGACGGUCUCGAUUCGUUUCGCCGGGAUUGUUUUGGUUCGCUCUAUUCUGCUCAAAAGUCCAGCUCCUUGCAAUUCUUGAUCUCUCCCGGCAGCUCCAGCGGCCGCUCGAUGCUCUGGCAGAACUUGUGGUAGCAGUAGUACUUGCUACCUCCCUCGUCCUCAAUCCGGACCGCCCGCUCAAAGGGCAGGACCGACUGGGGAACAAGCUUCACCCUGACGUUGUUUUUCUCCAGAACGUGCCUCAGGACCAUCUCGCUGUUGCAGCCCCGUUGCUUUCCCACAUACUCCUCGACCGAGUCGUGGCAGUCCUUCAGGUCGAGGCUCGCCAUAGACGAGACGUACUCCCCGACCACGGACGCCUUGCUCCGCUUGAUCAGGAUCCCGUGGUCGUUGAUCUCCGGGGGUAGCAUUUGUGGUUGGCGGGCGUCACAGCUGAGGACAUAGGCGUCGGCGUCCGGGUCCGUGGCGAUCACGGCCUCCAGAUCGAAAUCGUCGAGCCACAGGGCGUCGUCCCGCACAAUCAGGACGUAGUCGUAGACCGGUGGUGCUGCCUCCCCGCCACCGUGGUCGGCCCGAUCCGGCGGCGGUUCCUGCGCCUCCUGCAGGCUUUUCUCGUACGACAGGAACUCGUUCUUCCACAGCGAUUCCAGUGCCAGAAACAGGCGAAUAAUGUUUUUGUUUCCGUUCCUGUUCCGCUUCAACGCCGACGGACGAUAGUCCUUCAUCGGGAAAAAUUUGAAAAAGUCGAAAUCGGGGUCGCCCGAUCCGAGCUUUUGCUUGAGGGACGACUUGACCGGAUCCAGCACGGGGUCGUACUCGAUGGGAUUCUCCAGCAGCCGCAGGGCACGGAUCCGCGUCGUGGGCGUGUCCGCUUGUAGGAGUGUGUUGUUGUCUUCGUUGUUGGAUUUGUCUUUGCGUUUGUCCACUGCCCUGUCCAGGGCCCCGUUCAUGGCUUCGAGCAUUUUGUGGCGGGUGGAUUCGACAAAGUAUUCGUAGAACUUGCUCUGGCUGUCGCGCUCGGUGUUGCUCUUUGUCUCCCCCGCAAAGCCCGGUACGUCGUCAAAGAGCGCGUCGCGGCCCGCCAGGUGCCCCAUGUACCCGAGGUCCUGCCGAAAGGCCGGCCCCGAUUGCAGCGUGAGGACCGCAAAGUAGUCGAUGCGCACCUUUUUCCUUCCGCUCGCGGUCUCUCGCCUCCCGCCCGCUACGCGCUCCGCAAAGGAGUCAAAGAGGAACCGGUGCGUCGAUCCGGCCACCAGGACCGCCAACGACAAAUCCCCGGGCCGCUUUUGAUAGGUGUUCGGAUCCGGCUCGGACGGAGCGGACCGUGUCGGUUCGAUCGCUUCUAUCUUUUCGAUCCGGAGGUGGUAUUCGUUACCGCUGCUUCUGUAGUAGGAACCGUCCAGAAGGAUCUGGUCCAGAACGAUCAGGGCCACCGCGAUUGCCAGCAGCGGCCGGCAGCACCCCUCGAUCGAAAAGACGCUUUUGUUGUUCAUUUUGGUGCGAGCGAGUCGCUUCCGCGUCACCGGCCGAGCGCCAGAAGGUUUCCAGGGCCACGUCCACAGGGUCAUCUUGUUGUUGCUCCCCUCGCCGCUCAGGGGGUGCCCGUUCGCGAUUUCUUCUGCUUCUGCUGCUGCCGCUUCGGCACGCGUGUUUCUGUUUGUGUUUUUGUUUGCCUUCGUGUUCGCCACGACCCCCACCAUCACCGCUUUUUCUUGUCGGGUGUUGUCGGUUUUUGUUGUUGUUGUUGUUUCUAUUGGAAUCAAACAGUGAUUCUGUGGAUCAAUCAAUUAACAGAAAUGGAGAAACCAAUCAAGCUUCUUUCGAUGAUGCUCUGAUGAUUAUCAUUCUUAUGAUUAUUUCGUGUUGGGACGGUGCCUGUCGAUUGAGCCGUUUUUUCGGUCUUUGCAUCCAGUGUUAUCCUCAUAGCCUUACUGCUACGUACGGUCCGAUUUAUGUCCCAUAUCUACAGAAUGUCACUUAUGCUACGGCACAUGUUGUACAGUACGAUUGUACAGUACGAUACGAUACGCGACGAGGAGUGAUGUCGUAAACUGAAUUAACUGAUACCGUUAAA
This is a messenger RNA of Pseudo-nitzschia multistriata, 2200 nucleotides long. The record is from the annotation of a GenBank genome assembly. NCBI's taxonomy places the organism in Eukaryota, Bacillariophyta, Bacillariophyceae, Bacillariales, Bacillariaceae.